Molecule: messenger RNA, 1166 nt
Organism: Saccostrea echinata
Lineage: Eukaryota; Metazoa; Mollusca; Bivalvia; Ostreida; Ostreidae
Exons: 2
Coding region: 1-990 (329 amino acids)
Biological process (GO): adenylate cyclase-activating G protein-coupled receptor signaling pathway
Cellular component (GO): plasma membrane
Molecular function (GO): G protein-coupled receptor activity
Source: RefSeq, a predicted model, not a curated record
AUGUCUGACAACGACAGUUUCCCAAUCCGCGACCCUCAGGUCCUGAGGGAUGGGUAUGACCUGCCCGUGUAUGGCCUAGCUUCUGGGAGAUUUUAUGCAUUACAUAUACCAGCGCUGAUCUGUAUCUUCCUCAGCUUGAUUUCGGUUAUUGUAACUAUUGUUCUGAGUUUCAGAAAAAAUCCAAAAAAAUCCUUUUUUGAUUGGACAAAAAGCGAGAGAUUUAUUGUUUAUAUGGCGAUUUGCGAUGGUGCUUUUAACGUGUCGCAUAGUUUGGACCAUCUUCAAAUCCUUGUCACACGGAACCAUGUGUAUCCCGUGACACUUUGUCAAUUUUAUGGUGUCAUGUUGUUAGAGUUUAUCACGGCUCAGAACUUAAUGGUUAAUAUUGUGGCAGUUAACGCAUUCACUCUAAUGAUCUUCAAUAAACAGCUGAAUUUUGGAAAACGAGAUUGGAGACUUCUCCUGUGGAUUUACGGAGCACCUUUCGUCUUCUCAAUGAUAGCUCUUGCAACUAAACAGAUUGGUCCAACGGGCUCAGCUUGCUCGUUUGACGGCGUAAAUGGGAAAAUGGGAUCCUUUCUUCUGACGACGCUUCCCCUCUCCGUCAUUCUGAUUAUGAACACAACACUCUACAUUUUGACGUGGAUUAAACUUCGUGCUAUGGAACAAAUGUUGAAGAAAUCACUGGGUAAACAGUCAUCUGCUACUCGAACAAAGCACGCAGCAGUUCGUGCCAUGUCGCUGUUUGUGCUAGCUUUCAUCAUUCAGUGGUGGGCUAUGGCUAUGCGUGGUAUCUGGGGGUUCGCCAAACCAGGCGGUGUACCCGCUGCAGUUCACCAUACCGUUACCACAUUUUCCAACAUCGGUGGGAUAUUAAAUCUUGGGGUUUACCUUCUGAUCAGACGACAAAUGCAUCUACAGACAAAAUCGGAGAGUAGCUCGGGCACAAAACGACCUGGGACUAAAGAUACAAGUGACACAGAAUUAUAGAAUGCUACUUCACUGAGUUUUUUAUUACCUUUUUCUAUUUUAUGAGUUUAUAUAAAGGUUCAAGAUAAAAGAAUGCUUGACACUUCAUGCCAUUCUCAUGAGUUAUAAUAUUCAAUGGGAAAAGAUGAUGGUACAAAUAUGAUUAUCAUUAUUAUUCAUGAUUUCACGCCUUUUGC